CUUUGGCUUUGCAGCCCUGGAAGGAGGCGCAUGGUGUGAGUGUGCCAGCCACAGGGCUCUUUCCUUCCUUCCUGCAAGAGAGAGAAAAAGAGAGAGAGAGAGAGAGAGAGAGUUGGACAGAUAACGCCUUCAGAGAAGCGUUUUGCAAUUACCUUGCUCAUAGAGAGAGAAAGGCACAGACAGAGAAACAGAAAUUAACGACUGCGCCUUGGGCCCCAUGGCUGAGCCAGCCAGAUAGAUAGAUAGAUAGAUAGAUAGAUAGGAAAAACAUUACAUUUUAAGGAACUGUUUGCAGUGAGGGACACUUGGAGACAAUUCCCCGAACCCGUCUUGAUCGGUCAGUUCUUCCAGAGACCAGAAAGUCUGUGGACCUAGAGACAAGGUGAUGCCACAGCCCUGAGGAAGCCAUGGCAGCCCCACAGGAGGCCUGGAGGAGGCUGCUGGCAUGCGCCAUCUUCUCCCUUCUGCUCCCAGGAGCCAGUUCCUCCUCCUGUAGCAACAUUGCCGUUGAUGCGCCGGCUGUUCUUUGGGGAGGAAAUGUAUCGGCUUCUUGCACCAUCUGGAGGCAUCACUGCCGCUUUCAGGAGGAUGGGGAAACCCAGGUGAUGUGGAAAUGGGACAAGGACUUCCUCAACGGCACACAACACAGCUUCGGUGACAGUGGGGUGGAAGUUUCCAACAUCACCAUUGGACCCCUCAACCGGACACUGACCACCCUGAGCUGCUGGGUCCAGAAGAAAGGGACGCCCCAGAUCAUGAACCUCACCCACAUCCACGCCGGGUAUCCUCCAUCCGAGCCCCAGAACCUCACCUGCGUGAUGAACGUCACCACGAAGGAUCUGACAUGCCACUGGGACCCGGGACAAGAUGGCCUCCUCCCAGCCAGCGUCACUCUGCACAGCGUCCAGACCGACAAAGACUGCCAGGUCCAGCGGGCGGCCAUCCCUCCCUGCGUCCCUCCGGCUGGACAGAGCUCUUGCACCAUCCCUCGCCAGGACUUCCAGCUCUAUCAAUAUGUGAUGCUCUGGGUCUCGGUGGAAAACGUCCUGGGAACUGUGCAAUCGAGACCCUUGUGUGCCGACCCAACGGAUUUAGUCAAGCUGGACCCACCAACCCUCCGUGCCGUCCAGUCUUUUCCAGAGGAGACCGACUGUGUAAUGGUGGCCUGGGAUGGAGCAGAAGGCAGCAGAUACAUGCAACAGGCCUGCGAGCUCCGCUACCGGACGGACGGGGACCAGGAGUGGAUGCUGGUUGAGAUGCCUAACAUUGCUCCUUCCACUUGGCAAACGCAACACUGUGGCCUCCGCUUCGGCACCUUCUACGGGAUCCAGAUGCGGUGCAAGAGACUCCCACUCAGCUACUGGAGUGACUGGAGCCCUUUGAAGAACUUCACCACCCACGAGAAAGCGCCUUCAGGAAAGCUGGUCACCUGGUGGAAUGCAAAACCCCAAAAGCCCAGCAAGGGGACAGAGGUGCAGCUGAUGUGGAAGCCCAUGAGACCCGAAGAGACCAAUGGAAAGAUCCUGGGCUACUGGGCCACCCUCAGCCCCCGCUUGACCCCUGGGAAGUCCUCCUCCACUCUUUGCAACACCACAGAGUUGCAGUGCACCUUCUCACUGCCGUCUGGGACCCAAAGAGUUUUCCUCGUGGCCUACAACUCCAAGGGAGUUUCUCCACCCACAGAAGUAGUCUUGGUGGACAAGAGAGAUCAACCGAUACCCAAGAUCCGAGCCUCUCCGCUUGGUGAGAAGACCAUCCGGGUGUUUUGGGAUGCUCUGAGGACACCAGCACCCCUGGGUUACAUCCUUGAGUGGCGCAGAGUGGCCUCGGAGGACUUGGCGGAGGAUGGCGUGAGGUGGAUGAAGCUGGGGAACGGCAGCGCCAUGGAAGCCCUGAUCCAAGAAGAUAUUCAACCUUUCCAGCGGUACAACAUCUCUGUCUCUCCUCUCUACAAGGAUGGACCAGGGAUGCCCCAGUAUGUGGAAGCUUACACCUUGCAGAAAGCUCCAUCUCAGGUGCCCAAACUCCAUGCGGGGAACAUCAGCAAGUCGACGGCUGACCUUUCCUGGGAGCCCAUCCCAGUGGAAAAGAGGAACGGUUUCAUCACCAACUACACCAUAUUUUGGAGCAGCACCAACGAAGACAUGAGGAGUGCAAUUGUGAACUCUUCCGUGGGCUCCUUCAUCCUUCGGGGUCUCUGGCCUUCCAGGAUGUACCAGGUGCACAUCAUGGCCUCCACCGUAGGUGGGAGCACCAACGGAACGACCCUCACCCUCUACACCAAGGCCAUGGAUGACAUGGACAUCUCAUUUGUGUAUUUGCUCGUCGGUCUGCUCUUGCUCAUGAUUAUUGUCCUUGUCAUCUGUUUCCACAAAAGCAAACGGAUGAAGACACAAUUCUGGCCCAAUGUCCCAGAUCCGGCCAACAGCAGCCUGGGCAAGUGGGCCCCAGCCGUCCUGCAAGAGGAGAUCCCUCCAGCUCCCAAGGCUUGUGAGCUGAGCCCCGUUAUCGUCUCGGCCAUCUUGGUGAUUGAUACAGAGGAGAAAAAAUGCCUUUCCUGCGGCAAGAGCGAGCCCACGAAAGCCCUGGAGGAGGGCAGCCCUACAGCCAGCCAGAGGUCUUACGCCUGCGAUCCGUCCAACCCCACUUUAGUGACCAGCGUGGCAUUGCCUGCCUCCUACGUGAACAGCCCAGAGUCUGUCCAGUAUGCAAAGGUGGUUGGGGACCCCUACCGCUGUCAAGAGGAAGCGUCGCCCAUGUUCUACGUGCGCUCCAACUCCACACAACCCCUCCUGGGCAACCUGACCCCCAGCCCAAAGCCCUACGAAAACCUCUGGUUCCGCGGAGACCGGUCCAGCUGCGAGAGCAACUGCCAGUUCCAGGAGGAGGCCUUCUUCCUAGACCGGGCCUUGCUGGACUUCCCACUCCUGCAAGGACUCAGAGUCGAUGGCGAGGAUGACCUGGGCAACUUCCGGAGGGUGUAGGCUGGCAUUUCUGGAGUGAGAUGGGGGCCGCCUUCGUCCCAUGUGUUGUGAUUGUGGUUCACCUGCCUCGCUGGAAGAAGCAUGAAGCUACGCACUCCACCAAAUACCAUACCAGCCAUAGUCACUGUUUCUCUCUCUCAGGCCAGGGAAGUGGGAAGGAGGUCAGAAUUUGCCUCCCUGAGGAUGGAGUGACCCCUUUUGCUCCCAUCCCAGAUGAGCCAGGAUUUGUCAGGAGCAGCCAAGCCUUUGAUUUUGUCUUGUUGGGUGACAGGAAACCCUGUGCCAAACCUGCUGUUGAACAAGACGUAGGCCACUUGCUGCUUCUCUGGCCCUGGAAUUGAAUGGACAACCCACUCUCUGCCUCAAAGCUACCUCUAGAAAGAGACAGACUCACCUUCCUUCUCUCUCUCGCUUUCCUUUGCAACAUCACCCCUUCCUCACUGGCCUGCACCAUUUCUGCUGCUCACAAUAGGCCAUAAAGGUGUUGGUGCUUUUUAUGGCAGCACAGCAGCCCAUAACAUCAACAUGCAGCAGUGCUUUCUUUGUGGUGCUUAGUGGCAAAAUGGGGAGGGAAGAGAAAACCCAUCUCCCUCACCAAAUGCAGCAGCCCUGUUGGCAUCCUCUCCUGGCAGAGCUGGCUUUCCCAUUUCUCUCCACAGUUGUCAAUGUACCUAUGGCCAUCUGACCCCUGGGGAAAAAGAUAAAAGCAAAUGGCCUCCCAGCCAGUUAAUGGUCCUUGUUAUGUUGCUCUCCACAUCCCCUCCAACUGCCCUGAUUAGGCAGGGACAGUCCCAAGUAAUCCUCUCCCUUCCCACUUUUUCAGCUGCUUUUAAAAUGUCCCACUUCCUUUUUCCUCCUCCCACUUUCUCCUCACAUUCUGGCUUGCUUCAAUUACUGCAAACUGAGUUUAGGGUGCAAACAUAAUUUGCACUCAAUGAACCAGCAGGCUCAGUCCAAAGUGAACUGCUGUAGCUUGUCCUAGCUUGUCUGUUCUUCCCUUUUAAACACCUUUGCCAUCUUGACCACAACUUGGACACACAUGCCCCAGCUUUCAUCUGUGAAACAUUGGAGAGUAUGCCACGGAUAAUGAGAAAAUGUGCAGAUAGUCUUUAUGUUCCUGGGGGGUCAGGGUUGCUUUUGAGGCUUGUUUGUUGUUGUUGUUGUUGUUGUUUGGACCAAGGACAAAUAGUAUUUAUGUUUGGCAAGGGGCAUUAAAAAUGACUAAGAGAAAUGGCGAAGUGAGAAAGAGAAAAUGAGGUGUCUUCUUUUUCACCAUUACUGGAGGCAAAAUGGGGAUUCUUAAAAGGAACACCAGGAUUUUCCCCCCUAAAUAUGUUACCUCCACUACUGCUGCUAUUUAUCAUGUACAGUACGUAAAAUGCUGCAAAUAAAAGGUGCUUCGUAAUACUUUA
Molecule: messenger RNA, 4396 nt
Organism: Sceloporus undulatus (fence lizard)
Lineage: Eukaryota; Metazoa; Chordata; Lepidosauria; Squamata; Phrynosomatidae
Gene: CSF3R
Product: colony stimulating factor 3 receptor
Exons: 16
Coding region: 408-2984 (858 amino acids)
Biological process (GO): cytokine-mediated signaling pathway
Cellular component (GO): external side of plasma membrane; signaling receptor complex
Molecular function (GO): cytokine receptor activity; cytokine binding
Source: RefSeq, a predicted model, not a curated record